GCCCCAUGCCCCAGGAUGCUCGUGGGAACGAGGCUGCCCCGUGGGCAUCUGCCCUCGCGGCUGCUCUAUGCCUUAGCCGCCUGCCAGCCUGGGCCUGUGAGUCACCAAGGACGGGACCUCCUGCACACGGCACCGGUGGCCCGCACAGCUGCGCCCGUGUUCACCAGGGCCUUGGCCUUCAGGGACAGAGUCGCCCUCAUCGACCAGCACGGCCAGCACACGUACGAGGACCUCUAUCGCCACAGCCUACGCCUGUCCCGGGAGCUCUGCCGGCUCCGCGGGUGCAUCGGGGGCGACCUCGGGGAGGAGAGGGUCUCUUUCCUGUGUGCCAAUGACGUCUCCUACGUCAUCGCCCAGUGGGCGUCGUGGAUGAGUGGUGGCAUCGCGGUGCCACUCUACAGGAAGCAUCCCGAGGCCCAGCUGGAGUACAUCAUCCGGGACUCCCGGAGCGCCGUGGUCGUGGCCGGGCCCGAGUACGUGGAACUGCUGAGCCCGGUGGCGAGGCGACUGGGCAUCCCCCUCCUGCCACUUAGCCCCGAGGUCUAUGAGCGAGCCGCAGAGGAGCCGUUGGAGGGGCAGGGCCCGGAGCUGGCCUGGAGAGACCGGGGUGCCAUGAUCAUCUACACCAGCGGGACCACAGGCAGGCCCAAGGGCGUGCUGAGCACCCACCGCAACCUCGAGGCCAUGGUGACGGGGCUGGUGCGCGAGUGGGCGUGGACCAGAAACGACACGAUCCUGCACGUCCUCCCGCUGCACCACGUCCACGGCGUGCUCAACAAGCUACUGUGCCCGCUCUGGGUGGGGGCCACCUGCAUGAUGCUGCCCGAGUUCAGCGCCCAGCUGGUUUGGGAGAAGUUCCUAAGUUCCGAAAGUCCACGAGUCAACGUAUUCAUGGCGGUGCCCACGGUUUACGCCAAGCUGAUCGAGUACCACGACGCACACUUUGCCCAGCCGCACGUCCGGGACUUUGUGCGUGCAGCAUGCAGGGAGAGGAUCAGACUGAUGGUGUCGGGCUCGGCCGCCCUGCCCCUGCCUGUGCUGCAGAGGUGGGAGGACGUCACGGGCCACACCCUGCUGGAGCGCUACGGCAUGACCGAGAUUGGCAUGGCCCUGUCCAACCCGCUGACCGGAGCUCGCCUGCCAGGUUCUGUGGGGACCCCGCUGCCAGGAGUGGAAGUGCGCAUAGUCUCAGGCCUGCAGAAGGGGAACGGCCCCUACACCGUCCACGCAGAGGGAGACGAGAGGGGCACCAAGGUGACCCCAGGGUUCGAGGAACAGGAGGGGGAGCUGCUGGUCAGGGGGCCCUCUGUGUUUCGGGAGUACUGGGACAGGCCGGAAGAGACCAGGAGUGCGUUCACCACAGACGGCUGGUUUAAAACAGGGGACACGGCCGUGUUUAAGGACGGAAGGUACUGGAUCCUGGGCCGCACCUCCGUGGACAUCAUCAAGACGGGGGGCUACAAGGUCAGCGCCCUGGAAGUGGAGCGCCACCUGCUGGCACACCCCAGCAUUGCAGAUGUGGCUGUGAUUGGAGUUCCAGACGUGACCUGGGGCCAGCGGGUCACAGCUGUGGUGGCCCUCAGAGAAGGACACUCGCUGUCACAGAGGGAGCUCAAGGAGUGGGCCAGGAGCGUCCUGGCGCCCUACGCUGUGCCCUCGGAGCUCCUGCUGGUGGAGGCCAUCCCGCGGAACCAGAUGGGCAAAGUGGGCAAGAAGGAGCUGCUCAGACGGUUCUACCCCAAGUGACCGGGACCGCCCCGCCACGGCCCGCUCCCCGAGGGACCGUGACUCCACAGGGGACAAGUGCUGCCCGUCGGGAGCCCGUCUGUUAGAGCUGACCUGACAGGCUGGAGGCCCCAGGACCGGCCUGCCCUGUGACCCCUGCGCUGGGGGAUGUCCUCGCCCCGCCCGGUGCUGUGGAGUGGAAGCCCUCACGUCCACCCACCAAGGCCCCGCCUCCCUCCCAGACCGCUCCUGCCACGCACACUGCAAGUCGCAGCUGUCACGCCACGCCCCCUCGAGGCCCCAGGUGGGCAGUGUGCAACACGGGGACCCCAUCCCCAGGGCCUGACAGCCUGCCCUGCUCCCCUGCCCGAGGCCUGGGCCAGUCAGCUCCCCUCCGGGACAGGCCUGCUGGAACUCAGGAAACCUUGCCUGUGGGAUCCUGGGGUGGGCGUGGCGAGAUUUGUGCCGAUUCUGCCGACCCCAACCUGGACCUGUCUUUCAGCCCUGA
This is a messenger RNA of Tupaia belangeri chinensis (Chinese tree shrew), 2233 nucleotides long. RefSeq names its product acyl-CoA synthetase family member 3 (gene ACSF3). Gene Ontology annotation, molecular function: medium-chain fatty acid-CoA ligase activity. The transcript has 9 exons. NCBI's taxonomy places the organism in Eukaryota, Metazoa, Chordata, Mammalia, Scandentia, Tupaiidae. The coding region runs from base 16 to 1746 and encodes 576 amino acids. The record is from RefSeq and is a predicted model, not a curated record. Gene Ontology annotation, biological process: fatty acid metabolic process.